Messenger RNA from Lentinula edodes (shiitake mushroom), 2437 nucleotides. Its product is annotated as WD40-repeat-containing domain protein. The record is from RefSeq and is a predicted model, not a curated record. The transcript has 9 exons. NCBI's taxonomy places the organism in Eukaryota, Fungi, Basidiomycota, Agaricomycetes, Agaricales, Omphalotaceae. Bases 136 to 2142 code for a protein of 668 amino acids. Gene Ontology annotation, molecular function: protein binding.
UCUCUUUCCUUCCUCUCACAUCACCGUCCGUCAACUUUUGAUAUUCUUCCCUUCGAAUUCCGAAGCAUAACUUGCUGCGUCAGUCGACGACAGGCGAGUAUUGCAUAACGACUAUUGACGAAAACAAACAAACAAAUGUCUAGUAGCUCAAUCUACAAUUCGCAGCAUCGUAGCCUCCAGCCAAGUGGUCCUGGUGCUGUCGCUGCGGGGCCUCAGCACAGUAUGGCUCGGAUUAACGACUCGUUUGAAGCUAUUCGCAGUGAAUUUGAAGUGCUUGUAAAUGAAGUAGGCACCGUUAGGAGUCAGCGCGAUGAUUUCGAAUCUAAAGUUGGUUCACAAGUGAAUGAAUUGAACAUUAUACGUCAAUCCUUGUACGAACUUGAGGCUCAGCACGGUAAAGUGCGCCAGCAGUAUGAAGAAGAACUUGCUCGUCUUCGCUCCGAAAAUCACGCUUUGCGUCAGGGAGGAGGUGGAAUACCAUCUGGUGGAGGACACAACCCUCCAAUAAUGGGACCUGCUUCGGGUGGCCCUCCAUCUUCGAUUUCAGCCGGUGGCGGUGUUCCACCAUUUAAUGACCCGUAUUUUUCGCGCAACGACAGAGAUCGCGACCGUGAUAAUGUGAGGGAACGAGAGCGUAAUGAACGGAUUGAGCGAGACAGAGAACGAGAUGCCAUGAGAGAUCGAGAGAGGGAUCGCGCAGUGGACUCGCGAGACCCAAAAAGGAUGAAAGCAGACAGAAUGAAAUCCGAAAGGCCAGACGUUUUUAGUCCUGCCUCUUUACCCAAAUUACCACCACCUGGUUCAUCUUCUGGACCACCGCCACCUUCUGGCCCUGGUCAAUUGUCUUCUGGUCCUGGCCUUCCACCACCAGGUUCCUCUCACGGUUUGCCAUUAUCAAGUCAUCCUCCUGGAUCUAGCUCCGCUGGACCGUCACCGAUGAUGGAUGUACACCCUCCUGCUAACAACGGUGCUGUGGUACCCAUCAACACUCCGGGUGGUGGUUUCCCCGAUGAGGCUGACUUGGCGUCAUUACCAGCCGAAUAUAAGAGGGAGGGCACGGAUUGGUUCAUCGUGUAUAAUCCCAAGGUUGAGAAGGUUUUCAACGUCAAUUUGGUUCAUACACUCAUGCACGAAAGCGUCGUUUGUUGUGUACGUUUUUCAGCCGACGGCAGAUACCUUGCCACAGGAUGCAAUCGCACUGCGCAAAUAUAUGACGUGAAAACGGGUCACAAAUCAUGCGUUCUGGUUGAUGAUUCAGUGGGAAAGUCUGGGGACCUUUACAUUCGAAGCGUGUGUUUCAGUCCGGAUGGGAAAUUUCUUGCUACCGGUGCCGAGGACAAGCAAAUUCGGAUUUGGGACAUUGCACGCAAAAAAAUUCGCAAUAUCUUUGACGGACAUCAACAAGAGAUUUACUCGCUCGAUUUCUCUGCCGACGGCCGCCUCAUUGUCUCUGGAUCAGGUGAUAAAACGGCACGGAUUUGGGACAUGAUAGAGGGUACAUCGAAAGUGCUCACUAUCAACGACCCGGAUUCGUUAAAUAACGACGCGGGCGUGACUUCUGUUGCUAUAUCCCCGAAUGGGCAUUUUGUUGCGGCUGGAUCGUUGGAUACGGUUGUGAGGAUAUGGGACGUAGCUACAGGGAUGUUGGUGGAGAGAUUAAGGGGGCAUAGGGAUAGUGUCUAUAGUGUGGCGUUUACACCGGACGGAAAGGGGUUGGUUAGUGGGAGUUUAGAUAAGACGUUGAAGUAUUGGGAUGUGGCUGCGCUGAUGGCAGGGGGUGGCAGCGGUGGCAGUAGUGGAGUUAAGAGCCGGAAGGAAGGAGCGAACGGGGCGGGCCCGAGCGGGCCUGGUGGAAGUUUGGUCAAGAGGGAUGGGGAUGGAUCAAAGCAGAGUCAGUGUACGAUGAAUUUCAUAGGACAUAAGGAUUAUGUGCUCUCUGUCGCGGUAUCGCAUGAUGGACGCUGGGUGGUCUCUGGAUCAAAAGAUCGUGGGGUACAGUUCUGGGACUCAAAGACGGCUGUCGUGCAGUCGAUGUUGCAGGGGCAUAAGAAUUCUGUAAUUUCGAUAGACCUCAGUCCAGCAGCAAACAUACUCGCAACAGGAAGUGGAGACUGGCAAGCUCGUAUAUGGUCGUACAAUUAAAUCGAUUAUUUGUUUUAUGUAUCUAUCUUUAGUUUUUUUUUCAUCUCUUACAUAUUUCUCUCCUACGCCCGUCGCUGUUAGGUUGUCAGGUCACUAUUCGCCGUUUUCUUCCCUUUGUUGUUUUUACAUAGUUGUUCCAUUUGUUUGAAUGCUUGUGAACCCCUCUCCUCAACCCGAUAGUACCGAUAUCUUUAUCUAGUUUACUUUGUUCACUCUUUGUUUGUUUUGAUACCCUCUUAGCGCUCGGCAUAUGGAAUGCCGUUUGGAUUGCCCUACGUUUGAGCGCCUUAGGCAU